UUAGCCCACAAACGAAGGCAGAACUCUGACUUUAAACAAAGCAGACUCUUCAAAGAGAAGAGAAAGUUGAUUCAAAUUUUGCUUGCUAUCUUCGUUGAUUCCUCUGAAAUCUUGGAUUUUUGGAUCAUCUUUUCAAUUCCUAUUCUUCUCCACUGGGAAUCAUCCAAACAGGGAAAAAUGGAACAAAACCUGGUGUCUUACCAGUCUAGUACUGUUGGGAGUCAUAGACCCAGUGGGCUUAGGUUUAAGAAAGGACUACAGUUGGCAAUGGCAUUGGCAGUUUGCAUUUGGCUACUACACCAGAUUAAAGAAUCAUCCAACCAUGAUAUGCAUAGGCCGAACCAGUUGGUCAAAGAACAUGGAACCAUGCUUCUGGGACGAAAAUGGAAGGUGGGGUUGAUGGAUGGAGGCGACCCAGAAUCUGAAAAUGGAAAAGGGUUGAGAGAGGUGGAAGGGAAAGAGGAUGGAGGGGUUGAAGAUGGGUCUGAUGAGAGUGAAAUCGGGGGUGGAGUCCAUGGAUUUCGUGACGAGAAUGGGGUUCCACCGGAUGGGUUUGAGCUUGUGAACUCGACUCCUUAUGAGCGUAGACAGUAUGAUCAGGCACAAGCUUCAGAUUAUUCUAGUAGAGAUGUUUCUCAAUGACAAGGAAGAGAAGGUUGAAGAUUGACAGAAACUUCACAAGAUGAAAGGUGUUUGAUUAUUUGAUUUGUAAAAUGCAUAAUAACCCAAAAUUUAGUGGAGUUCUGAUAAUUAUUUGAGUA
Molecule: messenger RNA, 761 nt
Organism: Vitis riparia (riverbank grape)
Lineage: Eukaryota; Viridiplantae; Streptophyta; Magnoliopsida; Vitales; Vitaceae
Exons: 2
Coding region: 178-642 (154 amino acids)
Source: RefSeq, a predicted model, not a curated record